UCACCAAAAGCCCCAGCAUUGAAGCUUUAAACUUUCAAGUUUUCUUGAUCAUAUCACUAAUUAAAAUGAGUCUUUUACAUUCUCUUAUUGCUCUUUUGCUAAUUUUCUUCAUGUUGGAAGCUCCCACUCAAGCUCAAGGGAAGAGUACCUUAGUUUCUGCAAUACUUAUCUUUGGAGAUUCAACAGCUGAUCCUGGAAAUAAUAACUACAUAACAACUCCUUUCAAGAGUAAUUUUUCACCCUAUGGGAGGGAUUUUCUCAACCAUGUUCCAACAGGGAGGUUUACUAAUGGGAUGCUUGCUAAUGAUUUCAUUGCUAGGUAUGUUGGUGUGAAAGAUUAUGUGCCUGCAUAUUUGGAUCCAAGUUUAAGUAUUGAAGAGCUCAAGACUGGAGUUAGUUUUGCUUCUGCUGGGACUGGAUAUGAUCCCCUCACACCAAAAAUCAGUAGUGUGAUCUCAUUAUCGAAGCAGCUAGAAUAUUUCAAGGAAUAUCAAGGAAAAAUAGAGGCAACUAUUGGAAAAGAGCAAAUGAAUAAUUUGAUAAAGGAAGCAUUGGUCGUAGUUAGUGCAGGCACAAAUGACUUUGUUGUUAAUUACGACACAUUUCCAAUUCGUCGUAAAAACUACACCAUCUCAGCCUACACAGAUUUCUUGUUACAACAUGUGGAGCAAUUCCUACAGGAAUUGUUGGAUCAAGGGGCUAGGAAAAUUGGUGUGGUAGGUCUACCACCAAUGGGUUGUUUACCAGUUGUCAUCACUCUUCACUCUGAUGAUGCAUUUUCAAAGAGAGGUUGUGCUGAUUUUUUCUCUUCCAUUGCUAGAGACUACAAUUCCAAGCUCCAAAACCAGCUAAAUACCAUGCAAACUAGGUUUGCAAACUUGGGUUCUCGAAUUGCUUAUAUGGAUAUCUAUGGACCAUUGAUGGACACGAUUCUUGGCCACAAAUAUGAUAUUGAAAAGGCUAACCGUGGCUGUUGUGGUACGGGCUUAUUGGAAGCUACAUUUAUGUGCAACCCAUAUUCAUAUGUUUGCCAAAAUGCAUCAAAGUAUGUGUUUUGGGAUUCAAUACAUCCAACUGAGAAGACAUAUUAUCUUAUUUCUCAAGCACUUCAGCCAACUAUUGAUUCCAUCACCAAGUAUUAGUACUAUAUUAUAUCAAGGCAGCGGAUUCAAAAUUUAAAGUUUAUAAGUUUCUAUGAUCAAAGGCGGUUCUAGCUUGUGAUUAUGAGUUCACGUGAACUUAAUAGCUUUUUCCCAUAUUUCUUAUAUAUUUAUUGAGAUAUCUAUUUAAUAUUUGUAAACUCAAUUAUUUAUUAUA
Lycium ferocissimum is the source of this 1317-nucleotide messenger RNA. Its product is annotated as GDSL esterase/lipase At5g45960-like. The transcript is spliced from 5 exons. The coding region runs from base 66 to 1142 and encodes 358 amino acids. Gene Ontology annotation, molecular function: hydrolase activity, acting on ester bonds. The record is from RefSeq and is a predicted model, not a curated record. Lineage: Eukaryota; Viridiplantae; Streptophyta; Magnoliopsida; Solanales; Solanaceae.